Messenger RNA from Exophiala spinifera, 1569 nucleotides. RefSeq lists its product as uncharacterized. The transcript is spliced from 3 exons. The record is from RefSeq and is a predicted model, not a curated record. NCBI's taxonomy places the organism in Eukaryota, Fungi, Ascomycota, Eurotiomycetes, Chaetothyriales, Herpotrichiellaceae. The coding region runs from base 1 to 1569 and encodes 522 amino acids.
AUGCGCAAGACAUUACUUCUUGUCUUCAUCCACGGCUUCAAGGGUGGCGAUGAUACAUUUGGGACAUUUCCAGAACACCUACGUGCCCUUGUCAGCCACGCGCUACCCAACAUCGACGUAGUUGCAGUCACUUACCCCAGAUUCGAAACCCGAGGUGAUUUGAAAGAUUGCGUAGCCCGGUUCAGAGAAUGGCUUCAGAACAAGGUAAUCGAUUUGGAAGUCGCUCGACACACCCCAUCUCCAACCAUCGACCCGUCAGUGCAUGUUAUGUUGGUGGGCCAUUCCAUGGGCGGAAUCGUUGCUGCUGAGACAUAUUUGAUGCUUGCGAACGAGCAGCCCAUCCCGACAGCCGCCUCACAGCAGAACCAAAGCAAGCCCAACUUUCCUUCCAACACAACUCUUGGGUCCACCACGUCCACUACGCACCCCAAUCCUCCCGAGCCGUUCCAGUCACACACGUUCAUGUUUCCUCACAUACAGGGCAUCUUGGCUUUCGACACUCCAUAUCUGGGUCUUGCGCCCGGGAUGGUUGCGCACGGCCUCGAAGGCGGCCACAAGACUAUCUCGAGCGCUUACAACACAGCGACCGAAGUCGCCUCCAUGUUCGGCUGGGGCUCCAAGUCCGAACCUAAUGUCUCCUCGUCAUCCAAAAGACCCGUGGCCGCUCUUCCUGCUGCCAGUUCGUCUGCCGCAGACGCUGCAGCGGCGCCGAAAUGGCAAUCCUGGGGCAAGUAUGCCAUGUUCGCAGGAGCUGCGGGCGCAGUCGUUGCAGGCGGCGCAGCAGCGCUAUACUCGCAACGCGAGAAGCUUAGCGCUGGAUGGCAGUGGGCCAGCGACCAUCUCCUCUUCGUGGGCGAGCUAUUCAGGCCCGAGAACUUGCGCAGGCGAGUGGAGAAUGUGGAAAAUGCAUUCAAGGAGCGCGGCGGUGGUUGUGCGAACCUUUACACUAACCUAGGCAGAGGAGCCCAAGAGGGCUAUGGCAUCACGGCGACUUUAGCCGGAAAGGAACGGACAUUCUGCAACCUACCUGUCUUUGUCAGUAAGGAAGGCAAGGAGGUCAAGGCAGGGGGUGGCGGUUUCAGAUGGUCCAAAGCCGUUAAUGACAAGGCCCGUGACGAAACGACGGCACAUGUGUCCAUGUUUUUCCCGCGCGACAAUCCCGGCUUCUAUGCUCUCGGCGAGCAAGCAAAGAAUUGUUUGGUUUCUUGGAUCGAUCAGGUGUGGUACCGGGCAAGUGACGGUGAAACCUUCUUGGGCAAAAGCCACGGCAUAAGUUUUGGCGAGAUUGGCGAUGGUUGGGAGAAGCCCGAUUAUGAUGCGGACGAGGUCAAAGCGAAAGAGAGAGAGCGAGAUCGAUACGGUGCGGCGUACCCGUUGGAUCCCGACCUGGCUAAGGGCUGGGACUCAGUGGGCAAAGACGAUGGGAUGGAUUCAGACGGUGAGAAUGACGUUCAGAUGCGUGAUGAUGAUGGUCAUGAAGAUGAGGAUCUCGAGGAUAGUGUCAUUGUCGACAAGGCUGCCGACGGGAAAGUACCUCUGCCGAAACCGAGAGGCGAUACAGGGCUAUGA